AUGGAGGAUCCCUGGAGUUCCCCUUGGGUCACGGACGCUCCGGCACCUCCAACAAUCGAUCUGCCUUCCGAGCCUCCGCGAGCGCAUUACGGCAAUUCACCCCGCAAGACGUCCCCGUCUCUCUCUCCAUGGCGCCGGAGUAUAGACAUCGGUGUGGAUGACUGGGGAGGGUGGAGUGUGCCGGCGACCGGCAAACUCAGCCCAGGUUGGGCGAGCAGUCCGAAUUUGAAGCCGCUAGAGAGCAGUGCGGGUGUAGCGCCAGAUCCAUGGGCUCUGGCGGUGAGUGAAGAGGGAGAAGUGGCAAAGACAUCUGGCUCCGCCAUCUGCGUGGGAAAUGAUGGACGAGCGGACGGGCGUGAUGGCUUGACAGCGCAGAUUGAGGAGAGCAGUAUCUGGGAGAGACAUGUCGAACCACAGCAGAAAGGUGCUGCGGAGCGGAGUCGUUCUACAGACACGGAGCCUGCGAGAUCGCUUUGCCGAAAGCCGGUAUCCAAAGUGCAAGAGUUGGUUGAAAGGUACGAUGGUAUGGCGAAGACGUCGAGUGUGGGGGUGUCGAGCACGGAGAGGGCGGCAACAAACGAGGAAGAAACGCUCCCAGAAGUGAAUGAUUGCGAAUUCAUACAAGAAAGGACCGCUCAUCUGAAUAAGAGGGCUGAGGAGUCAGUUCCCCAACUACAAGCCAUAUCCGAGUCUACCGAUGGCAGAGUUCCAAGCGAAAUGGCUCUUGUCGAGGAGGAGGAAGGUGCAAAUCCGAACCAGGAGACAACGAAUGGCAGUACGGCUCGUUCAAUUGAAAAUAAGAGCUUGACGCACAACCCAAGGGCAUCACCAGUUUCGUACCCCGUCGACUUUUCAAGUCUCAAUGUGCUGUUUCCCAACACGCAAGCCGUCACCGCCAUCCCUGAAGAGCUCCCCGAGCCCGUGAUGCAAGAGUGCUUCACCUCCGUGUCACAGCGGAAGGCCUGGUAUCGCAUAUCCCGGUUUGGCUCCGCGAGGAAAUACAACUACGGUAAUGAUGACAACUAUGUCAGAGUGGGUUGGAAGGAUUCAACCAUUCGCAAAGACACAUUGACCACGGUCCGCCGAUGGAUGGAGGAGGACAGCAUUGGGGGGAGAAUCGUACUGGGACGAAGGCUAGGCAACGGGGGCAGCAGCAUGUUCAAUUGGGACUCUAAAGCGCCGCCCAUCGAGAUCGGUGAGCUGUUGGCGAGGGAGAAGCAGAAGCCGAAAGGACGUGUCCCAAAGGCUUCGGCUACCCGAGAAGGGACGGUCACAUCACCUACAACUGCAUCGUUUGGAUGGAGCAGCAGUAUCCCAACGUCCCCGGCGACGGAGAGGACUUCUUCUGAGUGGCAUGCAAAGUCGCCUCGUGUCGCCGAGACGACAGAGAGAGACGAGCUGGACAAACAGAGUGUAUCUGCCAGGGUGCUUGAAUCUCGCCAAAGUUCAAAACUAUCAGCAGACCAGUCUAUACCUGCUGAACUGGGGCCAAUAGCUGCGUCACAGGACGAAGAUGAAGACUGGGGGGACAUGGUAUCGUCCCCAACUCUGGAGUCUACUGUCGAGUUCGAUGCAAUGACUCUCAGCGAGGCAGCAAGUCCCCCAACUCCAAAGCCUGACUCAGAGCGGCUGAUUUCGAAGGCUAAUGAAUCCAAUGAACCGACCUAUGCUUUCAAUGCUUCGACAGAGGAACUGGACCCUUGGGGAGGCUCGGAGGUCUGUGGCGGCAAUAAUUCGCGGAGACAUGCUUUGCAGCACGUGCCAUCGACAGAGGAAGAAGCGGCAGCGUUGAAAACAGCACCUGAAAACGCCUCCUCGCCAGCCCUUCCUGGACAACCUACACAGGACGAGGUCAUUUGCACACCGGAGCAGCCUUCGAGUCCCACUCCUUCAAGACCAGAGGGCAUCGAACCCGGGCCUCGUAAUUCCCAGGAUGGCGAGAGAGUGGCCGCUAUUCUGGCUGCAGUGCCCGACCUGUCAUAUAUGCUGAGGUGA
Molecule: messenger RNA, 1995 nt
Organism: Metarhizium album ARSEF 1941
Lineage: Eukaryota; Fungi; Ascomycota; Sordariomycetes; Hypocreales; Clavicipitaceae
Exons: 1
Coding region: 1-1995 (664 amino acids)
Source: RefSeq, a predicted model, not a curated record